Molecule: messenger RNA, 2485 nt
Organism: Anguilla anguilla (European eel)
Lineage: Eukaryota; Metazoa; Chordata; Actinopteri; Anguilliformes; Anguillidae
Product: guanine nucleotide-binding protein subunit beta-5-like
Exons: 11
Coding region: 238-1308 (356 amino acids)
Biological process (GO): G protein-coupled dopamine receptor signaling pathway; G protein-coupled receptor signaling pathway
Cellular component (GO): heterotrimeric G-protein complex; cytoplasm
Molecular function (GO): protein binding; signaling receptor complex adaptor activity
Source: RefSeq, a predicted model, not a curated record
GGAAUGUACUCUAACAACAUUUUAGAAAUUUCAGUGUAUUUACCCUGCAUGUACAAAAUUGACGUUGUUACUUUAAUUUGACAUAUCUAAUUUAUUAAAAUAGCAGGAUUGGCCUUGUGUACUUGAUUGAGCAUCUUUCCUGUGACGUCAGUGCAGUUGCUUCAGCUGGGAUCGCACCGCACGGGCGUUUAACCGGCAGACCACAACAAAACAGUUCCAUCUACAGAGCCCCUUCUAAUGCCAAAAAUGGCUACUCAGGAACUGCAGCCAAACGAGACCCUUGUGACACUGAAAACGGAGUCCGACACCCUGAAGAUAAAGCUGGAGGAGGAGAGAGCAAAACUGCACGAUGUCGAAUUGCAUCAGGUGGCGGAGAGGAUGGACCCGCUCGGUCAGUUUGUCAUGAAGACGAGAAGGACGCUGAAGGGACAUGGCAACAAAGUUCUGUGCAUGGACUGGUGCCGGGACAAGAGAAGGAUCGUGAGCUCCUCACAGGAUGGAAAAGUGAUUGUAUGGGACGGAUUCACUACUAAUAAGGAACAUGCAGUGACCAUGCCAUGCACAUGGGUUAUGGCUUGUGCUUACGCCCCCUCUGGCUGUGCAGUGGCCUGUGGAGGACUGGAUAAUAAGUGUUCAGUGUACCCCCUCUCCCUGGACAAGAAUGAGAACCUUGCUUCCAAGAAGAAGUCUGUUGCCAUGCACACCAACUACCUGUCUGCCUGCAGCUUCACUAACUCUGACAUGCAGAUCCUGACAUCAAGUGGAGAUGGGACAUGCGCAUUGUGGGAUGUGGAGAGCGGGCAGCUGUUGCAGAGUUUCCAUGGCCACGCUGCAGAUGUCCUCUGUUUGGACCUGGCCCCUUCAGAGACCGGCAACACCUUUGUCUCAGGGGGCUGUGACAAGAAGGCCAAUGUGUGGGACAUGCGUUCUGGCCAAUGUGUUCAGUCCUUUGAGACUCACGAGUCAGACAUUAACAGUAUCAGGUACUACCCCAGUGGUGAUGCUUUUGCUUCGGGCUCUGAUGAUGCUACUUGUCGUCUGUUUGACCUGCGGGCGGACAGAGAGGUGGCUAUCUAUUCCAAAGACAGCAUCAUAUUCGGAGCUUCCAGUGUGGACUUCUCUCUCAGUGGCCGACUGCUGUUCAGCGGGUACAAUGACUACACCAUCAAUGUGUGGGAUGUGCUGAAGGGAACCAGGGUGGCCAUCCUCUUUGGUCACGAGAACCGCGUCAGCACCCUGCGUGUUUCCCCGGAUGGGACGGCUUUCUGCUCUGGGUCCUGGGACAACACUCUGAGGAUCUGGGCCUAAGGUGUUUUCUCAGAAGGAAGGAUCAGGACCCUGUGAAUGUCAUUUUAGUUAGUCAGGAUGCACCUCCCCCUUGUAUGUCUCCAAUAAUGCAGAACAGACUCACACUGAGUGCAUCUGUGGAAGCACAAUAAUGUACACGCAUAUUUUCUUGUACCAUGCACCACUAAAUAUUUUAGAUCAGUGGUUCUUAACCUUGUUGGAGGCACCGAACCCCACCAGUUUCAUAUGCUCAUUCACCGAACCCUUCUUUAGUAAAAAAACUAACUAACUGCAGACUAGACUGAGGGGUGGACCUCUGCGGCGGAGGCUCCACCGAACCCCUGAGACCGACUCACCGAACCCCUAGGGUUCGACCGAACCCAGGUUAAGAACCACUGUUUUAGAUAUUCUCUCCUAUGUAUAUUUUUUCGUUGCUUGGCGACAACAAUUGUAGAUGUGUCUACAGUAUGUGCAAAUUCAGAAACCUCUGGUAUCACUCAUUGUAGUGAUAUAACACGAUAUGACAAUAUAGGUUAUGUAAUGUUCCUGUUUUAUUUAUUUUAAUUGUUGCUCUUGUUGAUUUUCCUUCCUGUGAUAUUUACAUUACCUUUUAUAGAAAAUAAUUUCUAAAUAACAGAAGUAAUCAGUAUUAUUUUUUUAUUUGGUUCUGAGAUAGUAAAGAGAAACAGUGGAUAAUUGCUGUAUAUGAUCUAUGUGAAUUUAAAUGCAUGCUUAACAAAGAUUGUAUCCACACAUUAGAAAACUGGUCAAACUGAAACCACUCACUCAGCAGUAGUUAAUGGCAAGAAGUUUAAAAGUCAGCUUCAGCUGAAGAUAACCCAAUGAAUGUGUUGGAUAGAGGCAUUAGUUAUUUCUCUGUGCAGAUGGAUGAAUUCUAUAUCUCCAUGUUUAACAGGUACAACCAAAUCCAUCUCUCCUUCAGCCUUCUGUCAGUUUUUUCUGGAGUAGAAUUCAGAUAUUGAUUGAGAUUAUAAUUAAAGAAUGUUUGGCAUUUACUCUCUGUGCAAUACAGUACUAGAGCAAACUAGACGUAAAACCAUUUAGGUACCCUAUAAAGGAAUUUUCAAUAUUGUUCUAAUAUCUGUCAUUUCUUUAAGUUGAAUGUUCAUGUAAUAUGUUACUUCCCUGUGUGCUCAGUCUACAUCAUCCAAUUAAAUGGUAUUUUAAAUAUUUUAAA